AUGCUCCUCGUCCUGAUAGCCUCGAUCACUGCAGCCAUCAACACCCGCAAACCCAAGGCCACAAGGACAGAACUGGGCGCAAACUCGUACCAGUACGCCGGUGACUCUCGCUCUUCACACUCCUCGUCCAGGAUGUCCUCGGGUACUAUGACACAGUCAAGAGUUGAUAUUCGGCCAUCGUCUGAAAUCUCACGGCAACCUGACUACCAUAACAACCACCGCAACCACGCAUCCUCAGAUCAACAACAUAACCACAACAACAACAAUCGUGACUACGAUUAUGACUAUCGCAACAGCAGCAACCAGAGUUACGAUCGACAGGACUAUGGCCGUGGGUCCGAGUCAGGGCAGCCUUAUGACCAUACUAUCCACUCUGACCAGCACUCUAUACACUCGGACGAGGAGGAGGAUUUGUCAGACUACAAGAAGGACGGAUAUCACCAUGUCCGUGUCGGGGAUCGCUUUCAUGAUGAUCGCUACUUGGUCCUGAGGAAACUUGGAUGGGGCCAUUUUUCCACAGUCUGGCUUGCAAAGGAUACAGUCAUGAAUCGACACGUGGCCUUGAAGAUUGUCAAGUCUGCAAAACACUACACCGAGACCGCCUUGGAUGAGAUCAAGCUGCUGGAGAAGAUUGUCAAAACCAACCCGUCGGCGCCUGGGCGAAAGUACGUCGUGGAGCUUCUCGACCAUUUCAUUCAUCAGGGACCCAACGGAUCGCACGUCUGCAUGGUCUUUGAGGUCUUGGGCGAGAAUUUGUUGAGCAUGAUCAAGCGCUAUCGGAACCAAGGCAUCCCUGUGCACCUGGUUCAGCAGAUUCUGUACCAAGUGCUGAUGGGACUCGAUUACAUGCAUCGCGAGUGUGGCAUCAUUCAUACCGACCUCAAGCCGGAGAACGUGCUGGUUUGUGUCGACGACGUGGAGCAAGUAGUCAAGAAACUCAUGGGCGACACGGAUUACUCGGACGCAGAGGCCUUCGCUGAACAGCACCGUCGGUCAUCCAAGGUUGUCACCAGUAAACCACUGACGCACGGCGCACACACAGCAUUAACACAGGGCGGCGGUCGUAGCAGCGAAUCAAGCCUGAGCACGGCAGCACCCUCUAUCGCUCAUUCUGAACGGACUAAAGACGACCUGGGAGACCAAGAGCCCGCAGGGGACGACAAGUCUACAGUACGAGGAUAUGAUACGGAGACAGCAACUGUAGCCGAGUCAACAACAACCAUGUCAGGAAGUUUUCAGCCUCCUGAUGACUCCCAGAUGCCGACAACCAUCACUGUCAAGAUUGCCGAUCUGGGCAAUGCCUGCUGGGAGGACCGCCAUUUCACAGACGACAUUCAAACACGGCAAUAUCGGUCGCCGGAGGUCAUCAUUGGCGCCGAGUGGGGAACAAGCGCAGAUGUCUGGAGUGUGGCAUGUAUGGCGUUCGAGUUGAUCUCGACCGACUAUCUCUUUGAUCCUCAGAGCGGAGGAGCGAACUACAGCAAGGAUGACGACCACAUGGCGCAAAUUAUCGAGCUGAUGGGAGAUCUGCCCAGGAAGAUGAUUGCCAGCGGUAAGUACUCGCGGGAGCUGUUCAACAGCAAGGGGGAACUCCGAAAGAUCCGCAAGCUGCGUAUGUGGCCUAUCAGGGAUGUUCUUCGCGAGAAGUACGUGAUGCCGGAAGAGGAGGCGUUGCUGUUGGCAGACUUUCUGGAAAAGAUGCUUCAGCUCGAUCCCUCCAAGCGAGCACCGGCCGGGAAGAUGGCCAGGCACCCUUGGCUCCGGUACAAGCUUGCCGCUGCCAACAUACCUACACCAGAGUCGGACGAACGGACGCGCACCCUUUAA
Messenger RNA from Linnemannia hyalina, 1827 nucleotides. NCBI's taxonomy places the organism in Eukaryota, Fungi, Mortierellomycota, Mortierellomycetes, Mortierellales, Mortierellaceae. The record is from the annotation of a GenBank genome assembly.